AUGUCUGAAGUUGACGGGAGCAGAGUGUCUUUUAUGAUAUUUUGCUUAAGGAAUCACUGUCCCCUGAAGACACUUCUGUUUUUCCCUAUGACCUCUGGUUCCCCACAUAGCAUAGUAUCUUUUCCAAUAGUUUCUUUUUCCAUGUCAGGGACGUUUUUAGCUAUUAUCUCUUCAAAUAUCUUCUUAGACCCUUUCUCUCUUUUCUUCUUCUGGGACCCUUAUAAUGUGAAUGUUGAUGUGCUUGAGGUUGUCCCAGAGGUCUCUCAGACUGUCCUUUCUUUUCAUUCUUUCUUCUUUGUUUCUGUUCUAUGGCAGUGA
Molecule: messenger RNA, 318 nt
Organism: Rangifer tarandus platyrhynchus (Svalbard reindeer)
Lineage: Eukaryota; Metazoa; Chordata; Mammalia; Artiodactyla; Cervidae
Source: the annotation of a GenBank genome assembly